Messenger RNA from Colletotrichum phormii, 596 nucleotides. RefSeq lists its product as uncharacterized. The record is from RefSeq and is a predicted model, not a curated record. Lineage: Eukaryota; Fungi; Ascomycota; Sordariomycetes; Glomerellales; Glomerellaceae. The transcript has a single exon. Bases 95 to 280 code for a protein of 61 amino acids.
GGUAAUCAGCCCGCCUCCUCCACGUCUGCCGCCCCGGACCACCAGGGACAUCCGCGGCUUGGACCGUCUGCCGCCUGCCAUCCUAACAUCAUGGAUGAACCGCAGAACAAUCCUGCCCGCCCGUCCUCAUCAAUCAUGCAUCAUGCUCGAUAUCCAAACUCUAACGCUUGCCUUACCGGGCACCGCUGUAAAGUGCUGUCGACAGUGUCCCAGGAACACUCAGCCACAGCCGUAUAAACAAAGAAUUCUGCGAGACCCGAACCACAUUGUCCCGGAAUAGGGAUGAGACGCAAUUACAUUCAGCAUUCCUCGAGACGCCGGGUCAACAGCAUCAUUGAUGACAACAUUUCUCUCCACGCACCGGACCGAUCAGCCAAUCUCGCCCGGGCGGAGUCGACCCGUCUACUCUCCCUUGGGCCAUCACAGGAUCUGAGAAAAGGGAAGCCGAUCUUCAGGCACUGGCCGCUGCCCGCUGGAACGCAACGGCCUCAGCGUCUGUGGUCACUGGUCGCUUGUUUCCUUCUUUCAUGGCAUUAUAUCAGCGCUCCCAUCGGCUGGCAUGGAUGCAUGGCACCCAAUCCCCGCCGUCCGUUUGC